Molecule: messenger RNA, 930 nt
Organism: Corticium candelabrum
Lineage: Eukaryota; Metazoa; Porifera; Homoscleromorpha; Homosclerophorida; Plakinidae
Product: complement C3-like
Exons: 8
Coding region: 1-930 (309 amino acids)
Source: RefSeq, a predicted model, not a curated record
AUGGCCUAUGGACACAUCAUGUGGCGAACUAGCUUUCCUGCUUUUAAUAACCCGGCAUCAUUUACUGUCGACGUACAGAAGAAGUGGUCUGACAAGUUUCACAUCAUUGCUUAUUACUACGACGAAAUAUGUAAUACCGUUGUUUCUGAUGCUCUAACCGUGCUGAUUUUUGUUACUCCGAUUUUGCGUGGGGGAGCAACCUUAACACCUGGAAGUCCUAUGAAAUUAGAAGUUUUUACUGGAAUAGACUCUGAUGUUGCACUGUUGGCUGUUGACAAAGGUUUGUAUGCUUUGAAUAACAAGAACAAACUCACAAGAGAGCAGUUGUUUGAGAAGCGUACAGUUUAUGACUUGUCAUGCAAACGAAACAUUCAAAAAUCUUCGACGAUAUUUGACGCAUUUGGCUUGACAGCCGUCACAAAUAUGGACUUUGUAACUAGCCCUAGAACAAGAAGAGAAUGUCCUGUCAUUACUACUCAAAAGAAACGAAGCGUUCAUGAAACCGAACUAAGUUGCUGUGAACGUUUUGGAAAUCAAACUGGUGGUCAUAUUGCCGAACAAACCGACGUUGACAAUAAAACUUUGGACGACUUGGCGAACGCGUGUAAUAGAAAUCUGAAAGAAGUCAGCAUCUCAGAAGAAAACAGUCGCCGUCACAAUUUUAAUUGUGAACUAACAGAGCAAUGCAUUAAAGAAUAUUUGAGUUACUGCGUUCCUGCAAAGUUGAGGUAUAGAACAAUACUAAUCCAAGGAGCAAGUACCUCUCAGGGAUUUAUCUUUCUACAAGAAAGAAGCUCUUUUCCUCACGUGUGGUUGGUCAAAGAUGUCAUGAAUUCAGGGCAAGAUAUUAAUCGAUAUUACAUCUACAUAUACAUUUGCAUUGUAUUACACACACCAAUACACACAUGUCAUGAAUUCAUGGCAAGAUAA